Solanum dulcamara is the source of this 1542-nucleotide messenger RNA. Its product is annotated as alcohol dehydrogenase 1. NCBI's taxonomy places the organism in Eukaryota, Viridiplantae, Streptophyta, Magnoliopsida, Solanales, Solanaceae. The coding region runs from base 183 to 1322 and encodes 379 amino acids. The transcript is spliced from 10 exons. The record is from RefSeq and is a predicted model, not a curated record. Gene Ontology annotation, cellular component: cytosol. Gene Ontology annotation, biological process: formaldehyde catabolic process. Gene Ontology annotation, molecular function: S-(hydroxymethyl)glutathione dehydrogenase [NAD(P)+] activity; zinc ion binding.
GCAGAAAUGAAGGACGUUUUGUCCUCACUAUAUUGACGGUGCGGAGUUAUCAACUUUCCACUCUCAGCCCACAGUAUACAUCUUUACUUACUACUAUAUAUGCACACACACAAAAUGAAAGAAGAAAAUAUCUUCAUUCAUUCAACACAACACUGUUUAAAUUAAGCCAGAUACCAACAACAAUGAAUACUGCUGGUCAGGUCAUUCGAUGCAAAGCUGCGGUUGCAUGGGAAGCCGGAAAGCCAUUGGUAAUUGAAGAAGUGGAUGUGGCACCUCCACAGAAGCAUGAAGUUCGACUCAAGAUUCUUUUCACCUCCUUAUGCCACACUGAUGUUUACUUCUGGGAAGCUAAGGGGCAAACACCUUUGUUUCCUCGAAUUUUCGGACAUGAAGCUGGAGGAAUUGUGGAAAGUGUAGGUGAAGGUGUUACAGAUCUCCAACCAGGAGAUCAUGUUCUUCCUGUGUUCACUGGAGAAUGCCAGCAGUGCCGGCACUGUAAAUCAGCGGAAAGCAACAUGUGCGACCUCCUAAGAAUAAAUACAGACAGGGGAGUUAUGAUCAGUGAUGGUCAAACAAGAUUUUCCAAGGAUGGGAAGCCGAUAUACCACUUUGUUGGAACUUCCACCUUUAGUGAAUACACUGUUGCUCAUUCUGGAUGCGUCACCAAGAUUGAUCCACAGGCACCACUUGACAAAGUUUGCAUCCUGAGUUGCGGAAUCUCAACAGGACUUGGUGCAACGCUGAAUGUUGCCAAACCUACUAAAGGUUCUACUGUGGCUAUUUUUGGUUUAGGAGCUGUUGGCCUUGCUGCUGCUGAAGGAGCUAGGCUAGCUGGGGCUUCUAGGAUCAUCGGCAUUGAUUUGAAUCCCAGCAGAUUCAAUGAUGCCAAGAAGUUUGGUGUCACAGAGUUUGUGAAUCCAAAAGAUCAUGAUAAGCCUGUCCAGGAGGUGAUCGCUGAGAUGACCGAUGGAGGUGCUGACCGGAGUGUUGAGUGUACUGGAAAUGUCAAUGCUAUGAUCUCUGCUUUUGAAUGUGUCCAUGAUGGUUGGGGUGUGGCUGUGCUUGUUGGCGUGCCAAACAAAGACGACGCAUUCAAAACUAAUCCCAUGAAUCUGUUAAAUGAGAGAACACUCAAGGGCACCUUCUUUGGCAACUACAAGCCCAAAACUGACCUUCCAUCUGUAGUGGCCAUGUAUAUGAAUAAGGAACUAGAGCUGGAGAAGUUUAUCACCCACCAAGUACCAUUUUCAGAGAUCAAUAAAGCGUUUGACAUUAUGCUGAAAGGGGAAGGCCUGCGUUGCAUGAUCACUAUGGGACAUUGAAGUAUGCUAAAUAGGGAGAAAACUUUGUGGGGUUGAUCUUGAUCCCAUCUUAUCCCCCCUAUUACCUAGUAAUAUAGAGCUUGAAUGUAAUAACACAAACGGUAUUUUAUUGGGGCCUAAUGAUGUAAAGUGGAGUUUGAAGGUGUUCUAAAAAGCCCUGAGUUUGCUUAACAUAUUAUGUAAUAAUAUUGUAUGUUUCGAAAGGCUUGAGUUUUGAUCA